UAAAUCUAAAAAUGGCAUGCUAUAAAAGUGUAGUAAUAGUAUCUAACAAUAACCUCAAUUUCAUUUUUUUUUUCUGUGACGUUGACUAUUUACUGAUAAUGUGAUAUAUUAUUUUGUGCAGUUAAUAUGAGUCGCAAUUAUACUGUAAGGGAGGAAUCGCACAUUUUCUUCACCAAUUUUAUUUUCAAUGCUAAAUUUUCUCUCACUUUUUUUUGUAACCAAUGCUGAAGAUAAUUUAAUUUGUUAAAAAUCCUUGACAAGAGAAAAAAAAAAUUCUUUUGUCCUGUGACUUGCCCACUCUUCAAAAUCCUAAAUCGGGGAGGGGGAAUUUUUCUCCUAAGUACUACCAAAGAUCAAUUUCUUUCUUACCUUCGAUUUCGUAAUUCGGGGAGGAUGGGGGUUGACAUAUAUACAGAUUUUCCAUCAAUACAUGCAUACAUGUUUGCAGUUCUGUCUUUACCCUAACUACCACUAUAAUGAAAAUGGAAGAGAGCAGUCACCACAAUUUCUUUAAUUGCAUAUGUUAUAAACAAUGGAAUUAUUACCGUUGCCCCCCCCCCCCCCCCCGACAGAAGAAAAAAAGACCCUCCCCCCUCAUGACACGACAGUAAGACUAAAUAUUAGGUAAACUACAAUCUAGAUCUUUAAAUGACAUUAACUUCCUGAACUUUUCACUAUUUCACAAUCAUCGCCGUAUGACAGUACUUUAUUGAAUUUCAUACGUAAUUGCAAUGCAUUGAUGAUACAUGUAUAUUAUAUAGAAAAUGACUAUAGCUUUGGCAGAUUUAUUUCCGGUUUCCUUCACUGCGGAAUUUGACCUCACCUCUAACCUUUUAAUGGGUAAAAAAAAACAACACGUGGUGUAAAUUUAAAUAAGAUAACGUUAGUAGGGGUGUGUAGAAAGGACAUCAGAUAAGGAGUAUUCUCCUGUUGACGGUGAGUGUUUAAUUUAAUGAGUGUUUACUUUUCCCCCCUCUUAAUCUAGAUUAAACUCAAUCUUCAUAAUAAUCAACAUAAUUACCACCCAUUGGUACUUGUUGAAGUUGUUGAGCUGCAGAUAUAAAUAGCCAGCCGAAAAUAAUUAAAUGUGAGACUUGAAACUAGUAUACAGUGGCAGACUUUAAGCUUCAUUUUCAGAUGGAAAUUAAGGCAUUUCUACAAUAUGAAGUAGAUUUCUAAUAUAUAUACUUAAUCCUGUUCAAAAUAUAUACAAAGAGGCAGUGAUUUGAGCAUAGUCUAAAAAUAUUUUUAAAAACUUUGGAAUUUCCCAUUACUAAAUAUAGUAUUUUACACUGUCGAUGUUACCACGCUGCCCGUGACGGUAUAGAGGUUUUGAUGGAGAAACUUGAAAAUGAAUUGUACAUUGAUUUAGAAUCAAGAGACACAUUAAAUGUAUAUAAUGCUUGUACUUGCCUUGCUUUGACUUCAUGAGAGACAAUGUAUAAAUACAUGUACCUUAUUAAAAUAGAUAUCAAUGUCGGUGAGAAUUUUAUAAUUAUAAAUUCUUGUAAUUUCAAUUGUAUCAACUGUACACUGUCUACAUGCUCUUGGUUAAAUGAAUGAUUAAUGUAAUUUGUUGACAAAUAUACAAGGCAAUUACAUAAUGGCAAUCUGAUUAAAAUAAGGUUCUCCCUUUUUAUGGUGUAGCGACAACAUGAAAAUAAAGGAGCGGAUUGGGGACCUGAUUUUAAUCAGACUGACAUAAUGGCGUAUUCAAAAAUAAAGUAAAAUAGAAUGUUUAUUCUGAUUAAAAAGGAAAACAACUUUUGGGGUCUUCUAUUCUCCUUUUUCAUACAGGUUUAGCAAGUUUAUUUAAAGAGUUUCGCACCUAUGUUUGAAGUAUUGUCAAUUUUUGUGGAAGUGGAAAAAAUUUGAAUUAAAACACAUUAGUUUAACUGGAUAUAUGUAUAACGAGUUUGAAUUAAUUGGAUAAGUGUUGAACCAUUACCUACAUAUUUAUGUCAUUUUACGUACUUGUGCUGAAAAGCUAUGGAGUUAACUUUCUUGAUUAAAAUACUUUUUAUCCCAUGUAUCAUACGCAAAUUCAUUAAUUUUACAGAUUUAAAGAUAACAGUCUGCAAAAUUAGCUCCAAAUUAUUCUAAGAUUAAUUAAGAUCAGACAUUUUUCCAAUAUUAGAAAACUUACUGUUUUUCUGCACAGAAAGAAAACAGAAAAUAAACAUAGAAUUCCCACCGUCAAGUAAAACUGCACAGUAGCUUUAGCAAGGGUUUCCUGAAUAUAUACCAUAUAGGCUUACUGGUGUGGUACUGUAUAAUGAAUAUUAAAUAUAAUUACAUUUUAACAGAUAUUUCAACUUAUGAACCAUGCAUGUAUAAAAUGAUCAAAUUCGCUGAAAAGUACUAGAUGGAAAAAUUACAUUUGUAUGUGUAAAUACACUGUAGUUAUAUUUUUAUGUACUGUUAAAUAAUCAUAUAUGUUAUAUGCUCAAAGUGGCCCUGUUUUGGAAUCAAUAAAUACGUUAAUUGAUUAAUUGAUUUUAUAUUGUUUAACGUCCCUCUUGAGAAAUUUUCACUCAUAUGGAGAUAUCAGCAUUACCGGUGAAGGACUGCAAAAUUUAGGCCUAUGGUCGGCGUUUACGGCCUUUGAGUAGGGAAGAAUCCACCUGCUGUGACACGGGACCUCGUAUUUUGCGGUCUCAUCCGAUUUAUUCGCCUCUUGCGACAAGCAAGGGGUACUGAGGACAAGGGCUGCGUUCAAGAUCGUAGCGGCUAGCCUAAGGGCUAAGUAUAGUAUUGUAAAACUUAUACGGUACCAAUUUUGAUCCACCAGAUGCGCAUUUCGACAAAUAAUGUCUCUUCAGUGAUGCUCAUGCCGAAAUUUUGGAAAUUGGAAAUGACAAAAAACUUGUAAGAGCUAAAAGGAAAACUAGAGUGCCAAAUCACUGGAGCCAAAUUCGUCCAAGGAUCAGAGCUAUGCAUGAGGAAAAUAUCAUCCUUAAUUUUGAAAUGAAUUUCUAACUUUUAUCCCAGCAAUAGUAGCUGAUUUGUGGCAUUUUACAAUGUGUUGUUCUUUCGUUAUUUUGAAGGGGAAAGUGGCUAAUCUUAUCAUUUUGUCAUCUUUUCGUUAUUUUGAGACGAAAAGUUGCUAAAUAUAGUUUUGUUGUCUUUUCGCUCCGAAAUAACGCAAUAAAGUGUAAAUCAGCUACCAUACCUAGCCCCUAGGCUAGCCGCUACGAUCUUCGACGCAGGCCAGGUACUCCAACCCGAAUCCCUAUGGGAAAAUAAAUAGACACGAGAUAUGUGCUGUCAAAUUAACAUUUUCCUUUUACAACGCUUAAGUAGAGCAGGGAAAUUAGAUGUAGUAUGUUAUAAAAAUACGCUUGGAUUCAUCGUUCUACCAUAGAUCAAAGGAAUGUUGCGUUCACUAGUUUCUAAUACACGUGACGUCAUGAAAAGAUGCUCUGAACAUUGAUGGAUGUCAAACUUGCACAUAAAAGAUAAAUGUAUGGGUUUAAAAUGUCAUUUAAAUCCAAACGAGACGGUGUGUUGAAACUUUUGUUAAAUGUCUAGGUCAUGUAGGUUUUCCGUGAUUCCCCCAUGCAACUGGUUUUAUACUCGCUCCGUGUUUUGUGAAUACAUGUAUAACAAUAUCAAUAACUGAUAAUAGAAUUUUAUAAUCAUAACAAUUAAUCAAUAUAUUUUGCAAACAACUUUAGAAAUGACUGAAGAAUAUUUUUGAUUCAAAAGAAAAUUAAUAAUCUACAUGCAUUCCGAGAUCGAUACACAUGUAAACAAGUUUGAAGGGCUACAAAAUUGAGGUUAUGCUCAUCGCUUACCAAUAUUGAGCAGGGAGGUAUCAUUUACGUGCCACAUCUGCUUUGAGAGGGGGCCUCUGCUUUUGUGGUCUCAUCCGAAUACCAGAUACAUGUACCAGGUACUUGUUUAUUGCAGGAUUUACUUUACAAUUCAUUUUUAUUAUUUUGGAUAUAAUUGAGUGUACAAGAAUUACAACCAUCCAGAAAGUUAAAAUGAAUUACAGAUAUAUGAAGUUGUCAUUUUGUAAUUUUCGAAUUUGCAUCGCCCCAUUCACUGAACUCAAAUCUUAAAACCAUAAAAUUGCAGUUCCCAAGACGUGAACUUUCCUUCAUAACCCCACAAGAGUAUCUAAAUUGUAAAUAAUUUCCGUACCAAGAUAAAAAUGUGAGUUUGGGACUCUACCCUGAUCUGAGUGUUUCAUAAUCAUGUUGUAAAGAAACUGAAAUAUUCACUGUUGUGGAAUUAUAGAUGCAUACAACAAUAUCCGUCGAUUUCGUGGCUAACUCCACCCGUUACUUGUUCGCUAUUUCGCUUUGAUUUUUUUCUCCUACGUUGGUCUAAUCUUCUGACCUCUGUCUUUGGCAUUUCCGUUUUUUUCAUCAAUUGCAGUCAACUACAAUAAUGCCCUAGGUUGGGUCAACACACAAACUUGUACAAAAGGUUAUUAAUUAGCCAUGAAUUACAUGUACAGUUUUUACCUCUUACAUUUGGUAGAAUAAAGAAAAACUUCAGCUAUUUACCGACUGACCUUUUAGAAGCUGUUUUUGGUGUUCUUUAGAAUAGUUUGAGAAUUUGCUAUCUGGUGUCCUUGAGAAGAGUUUGAGAAUCUGUAUUUGUUUUCCGUGUCAAUUUGAAUGGUUUGAGAAUCAGCUAUUUAAUGCCCUUAAUUUAGAAUAUUUCUGACAGACAGAAACAAUACAGAUACCCUAUCACACCGGUAAUUGUAGUUCCAUAUAUUUAAAAGAAUAUUUUAUUCAUACGCGAUUUUUCCCAUUUCUUCUUCUUCCUUUGUCUUAAUUUUUCUUCUCCUGAUUAGAAAAUGUUGUAUAAUGUGUAGACAUAAACUAGUGUAUACAAAGGAACUAUUUUAUGUUGAUAGCUGAGGCUACUUCCUGAGGUGGACUCCGACUGUUUACACACAUGUGAAAAACGGGUGUUCCUAAAACGCGAAUCAGAAAAUGAAACGAAAGACGGAACGGAAAACGGAAAAUAUUGUAUGCAAUAAUGUUACGAGAAGGUCAGCAUUUUGCAAAAUAAAAAGUUUAAUCAUGAACAAGGGAAGCAGAAAUUACAGAGAGAGCGGGACGUCAUCCACAGAAUCCACCGUUUUGUAUACUUCAUACUAAUGCAUAUCUAUUUUAAAAUCAUUAACUUAUAAUGAAAAAUAUUGAUAAAGAUAAAAAACAAUAAAAAAAAUAAUCAUUCUGAAAAAGACUUGAAAUUUCAAAUUCUAUAUCCAAUGACUCAAAGCCCCCCCCCCCCCCCCCCCCCUCCCCGAAAACAACAUUGUAAAAAAUGAAAUAAUUUUUUUCAACAAUGUUCCCCAAACAUACCUUCUUAAAUCAAACUUGCUUUUAUUCGUAAUCUAGUUUUACACCUGGUAUAAUACAUGUAUGUAUUUAUGAUCACAUCAAAUUUUAAAGCGAACGGGUCCGGUUUGUAUAAAAGGUUUUCCUCAUUUUGAAUGAGUCUAUGUGAAAGUUCGCACAUUUAGUCUACCGAUAUCUUGUGGAUUAGUGUUGUUCCAAAAGACAUGCAGCGGAAAAGAAAGAUUGAAAUAGAACCAAUGAGAACUAAGGUGAAGUUUACGAUCCAUAGUAUGAGGAAUUAACAGAUAUGAAAUCCAUGCACAUGUAUCUAAAAGACUAACAGUCAAUUUAUGCUUGAAUGGAAUUAAAAUGUCGUCUCAUUAUUGAUCUAAAUAUUAAAUACAAGUAUUUAGUUUAGAUAUAAACUGCUAUAAGUCUUCCCUAUAUAGGAUUGGAGUGCUGCGGUCACAAGGUCUCUGUUAGUUAAAAAAAAAUGAUAUAUGAAACACAAGAUGUUUAAAUUGCUGACUUAAUAAGAUCACGAAUUGUCAUUGUUGCUUGAAUAUACAUUCCACUCUUGUGGUAAGUAUACACAUAUAUGGUAUUAUGUGUAAAUUUACAUGUGAAUGUUCGUUAAUGACGUUUAGCCACCGGGAGCAGGGGAUAUAAAUACGUGUGUUCUUUCCAUUCCCUACCCAUAGGUGUCGCUGUUCGCUAACACAUCUGUCAAUGCCGACAUUUCGAAGUUCUUGUAAAAUGGUUUGUAAAUUCUUAUACAAACGUAAUCAAUUUAUGAUGCAGAAUUUUAAGGUAAAAUUGCUUUACCGCUGAUGAACAAAUUCCCAAAAUUUUGAUUUUAAUCAUAACAAAGUAUUUUCUUCCGAUUUUUGGUGUUAUAUUAGCUACAUUAAUCAUUUUAAUUUUUAAAUUUUGUUCCGUUUUCCGUUCCCUUCCAUCUUCCGUUCAGUUUUCCGUUCCGCGUUUUAGCGACAUCCCUGGAAAAGGUAGUGUUGUUUGCAGGAAAUUCGGUUUUUUCGAAAAUGCCGCGGUGUUGUUUUCCUGGUGUCAUCAGACGAAACAGGUAACAUAGAGCAUUUCCGACUGUGUUAUUUGGCAUCAAUUCUGCAAACUCGUUUUUAGUGAUUUGCAUGCUUUUCCUCUAUAUAUAGUAUAGUAUAUAGUGAAAAUGAUUAUAUUACCGGUGUGAUCAAUACCUAAAGACCCCCCCCCCCCAAAUCCAGAGGAAUAUGUACAUAAAAAGAUCAACACAAAACUGGAGGUAAAUUGAGAUUGAUUUUUCAUCUUUUGAUUCCAUGAAAUUAGAACCAUUAUAGGAGAAUGGCUGAAAAGCCCUAUUGAUGCACCAUUUCGGCAUUUAGACUUUCAUAGGAAAAACCCAUACCUAAAAUUAGAUAUAUAUAUCCAAUUUGUUGUCCUAUUAUCCUAUAGCUGUACGGAAAAGAACGGACAUUGGAUAUAAGGGGUAUUCUGCUUUUGACGGUGAGCGCUUAUGGUUUUUUUCCUCUUAAUCUAGAUCAAACUCACUCUUGAUAAUCUACUUAAUUACCACCUAUUGGUACUUGUUGAAGUUGAUGACCUGCAGCUUUCAAUAUCCAGCCGAAAUUGUGGUAAAUAACUAAAUGUGAGACUUGAAACUAGUAUACAGUUUAUACAAGCUUCAUUUUCUGAAGGAAAUUAAGGCAUUUCUACAAAAUGAAGUAGAGUUCUAAGAUAUAUACUUCCUGUUCACAAUAUUUACAAAAAAGGCAGUGAUUUGAGCAUAGUCCAAAAAUAUAUUUUUAAAAAGUUUUUGGAAUUUCCCAUUACUAAAUAUAGUAUUUUACACUCUCAAUGUUUGCGUUGUAAUCACGCUGCCGCUGUGUGAAGUUCUUGAUGGAGAAACUUAAAUAUAAAUCGUACAUUCAUUUAAAAUCAAGAGAUAUUAAAUGCGUACAAUGCUAACUGCCUUGCGCCUUGCUUUGACUUCACGAUAUAUAAACAUAUAUCAAUGUCGGUGAGAAUUUUAUAAUUACGAUUUCUUGUAACUUAUAAAAUUGUAUCAACUGUACAUUGUCUAAAUGCUCUUGAUUUAUGUGUUUAGUUAACACACAUAAAACUUAAUUACAUAAUGGUAAAUGUAAUAUGAUUAAAAUAAGGUCCGCCCUUUUUAUGAUGUAGCGACAACAUGAAAAUAAAGGAGCGGAUCGAAGACGUGAUUUUACUCAGAUUGACAUACUGGCGUAUUCAUUGGAAAAAAAAUACAAUGUUUAUUCUGAUUAAAAGGAAACAACUUUUAGGGUUUUCUAUUCUCCUUUUUCAUACAGGUUUACCAAAUCUAUUUAAUAAAAGUUUCGCACCUAAGUUUGUGGUAUUGUCAAUUUUUGUAGAAGUGGAAAAAAUUUGAAUUAAACAAAUUAUUUUAACUGUAUGUAUGUAUAAUACUUUCGGAUUAAUUUAAUAAGUGUUGAACCACUACCUACACAGCUAUGCCAUUUUACGUACUAAAAAGCUGAGGAGCUAACUUUCUUAAUUAAAAUACUUUUUAUCCCAUGUAUCCUACGCAAAUUCACUAAUUUUACAGAUUUAAAGGAUUAGACUUACUGAUAACAGUGUGCAAAAUUAGCUCCACGUUAUUCUUAUUUUAAUUAAGAUCUGGCAUUUUUCCAAUAUUAGAAAACGUACUGUUUUUCUGCACAAAAAGAAAACAAGAAAUAAACAGAAUUCCCACCAUGAAGUAAAACUGCACAGUAGCUUUAGCAAGUGUUUCCUGAAUAUAUAUCAUAUAGACUUACUUGGUUGAUACUGUAUAAUGAAUAUCAAAUAUAAUUACAUUUUAACAAAUAUUUUAACUUAUGAACCAUGCAUGUAUAGAAUGAUCAAUUCACUAAAAAGUACUGAGAAUGUAACAAUCACAUUUGUAUGUGUAAAUACACUGUAGUUAUCUUUCUACGUACUGUUACAUAAUCGUGUAUGUUAUAUUCUCAAAGUGGCCCUGUUUUGGAAUCAAUAAAUAAAUUGAUUGUUUGAUUUUAUAUUAUUUCACGUCCGUCUUGAGAAAUUUUCACUCAUAUGGAGACAUCACCAUUACCGGUGAAGGACUGCAAAAUUUAGGCCGAUGGUCGGCGUUUACGGCCUUUGAGUAAGGAGUGAUCCACCUGCUGUGACACGGGACCUCGUAAGUUCGGUCUCAUCCGAAGGACCGCCCCAAGUAGUCGCUUCUUACGACAAGCAAGGGGUACUGAGGACAAGGGCUGCGUUCAAACCGCUACGGCUAGCCUAGGGUCUAGGUGGAGCCAUGGGUGACGUCCCAGGAUCCUCCACCGCUCCUUACUUCAAUCCCAGGAAAGCUACAGAGAAUUUCUCCCGCCUCUGUCAGCUCAUCAUGACUAUCUGUAGCGAUUUGUUCAGGGACAUCCUCAGUCGUUACAUCAAACCAGCUGACCUAAGGUUAGAGCUAGAUAACAACAUAACGAAGCUGGAGAAAAUCAUGAACGCUCAGCAGAAGGAACAUAUUUAUCCACCGUCUGGCACCACUACUCUCACCUCUAAAGACUUGGAUAUCUCUGUCUUGUACAUCCUUUUAAGGAACAUCUGCAAGAUUCCAAAACAUCAAAAUGGAUGGGGAAAUCCUCCACUGGAUACUGACACGCGUCUGGCGGCCUGUAUAGAGCGAAUCAGAAUUCAGAGAAACUUGAUUUCUGCACAUUCAACCAUUGGCGAAAUAGAAGAUUCCGUGUUUCAAGACCACUGGAACAAACUGAAGAACUCGAUUCUGGAAAUUGAGAAGCAGUUGAUAGGUGGUGAUAUGUAUCAACGAGGGAUAGACGAGUUGCUGUCGUGUGACCUUAAUCCUACUAGAGCGGAGAAGUAUAUGAAAGAAUUCAAACACAUUCAAGGGGAACUAUUGGUUAAAAGAGAACAAAUGGAAAGAUUUGAGAGUACCAUGAAAACAGCCCAGCGUCGUGUGGCUGUCAAACGAGCUCGCCUAGAUAAACAACAGGCUUCAACAACCAGCCAAAUAAAAGAUCUUCAGACAACAUUAUUGACAUCUUUGGAGGCUCGACUAGAUGAACAACAGGCUUCAACAACCAGCCAAAUAAAAGACACCUUUAAAGAUCUCGAGACGACGUUACUGACAAACAUACAAGCCAGAUUUGCUGCAUUGGAGGAAAAACAGCAAGGUGCAAAUCCUUUUGGCAGACCUGGUAGGGAAAUGCCAAAAAUUCCAGGCAUAGCCUCUCCACAGGAAUGGAGCCACCUACAGAUAUCCUCCCCUUUGUUUUCUGGAUCUCACUGGUCCAAACCAGAUGAAAGGGAAAGGGAGCUAGAAAAAGAAAAGGGAAAAGAGAAAGAAAGGGAAGUGUUGCUAGGACUCGCUAGAAGCAGUGAAGACAGGGAAAGAGAAAGGAGGCCCAGUGACAGAGAACGUCGGGGUAGUGUGGAUUUAGAUCAAUCCAAGGACAGGCCAUUUCAUGGUGGAGAUGUGCGACAUCCUCACACCAUCUCCCAUUCAAGGUCACGUUCAAGGUCACCACUAGUGGGAAGUAGACUUGACUCUGCCAGGUCUGAAGUUGUUCACAGUUUAAUACGCCGUUCUAUGCUCCGAGAGUACCGAAGAAAAAGUUUAAUUGACUUCAGGUUCGAAAGUCUCGAAAUGGCACUAGAGCGAGCACGAAUGCUGAAUUCUCUGCAGCCUCCAAGUGUGGGUCUUGAAAGAAUUCCCCCUUCUUCGAGUUUGUGGGGACCCCAAGAAAAAAAUUCAAUUUACUUACGAAAUUACGAAAAUCUCCAGAUUCAGAGAGAAAUGGAACAAGAGCAAGAACGAAUGCCGAAUCCUCUCCAGCCUCCAAAUGUGGGUCUUGAAAGAGUUCCCAAAGAUGAAAUUCUCCUGUAGGAAGAAAGGGCUAUUGGUACUUUGCGGAACGGAACGAAACGGAACGGAACCGAUUGUGGGGUACCCUAAGGGGGAAUCCACUGUAAAAAGAAGUUGGUUGUAAAAAUAAAAUACUGGACUUUAAACUUCUAGUUAUAUACAUAAUUGUGUCCACUGAUGCUGGCCUAUGAAAAGUAGAGAGUCGUAAAAGAGAAUGCCGGGCUUUUUUAAAUAUACAAUUGUGUUCAAUCAUCUGAGCUUUACUUCUGCGUUGAUAUCUGUAGUUAAUGUAUAAACUAUGUUUAAUUUUC
This is a messenger RNA of Ostrea edulis (European flat oyster), 10490 nucleotides long. RefSeq lists its product as uncharacterized. Lineage: Eukaryota; Metazoa; Mollusca; Bivalvia; Ostreida; Ostreidae. The coding region runs from base 8602 to 10200 and encodes 532 amino acids. The transcript is spliced from 12 exons. The record is from RefSeq and is a predicted model, not a curated record.